UCCAGACAUUUACAGACUUUUAAAACAGUAAUAAACUGACCGAUUUUCUUCAGAAAAUAAUAGAUGUGUCCCAGCAUGCAAAGAAUUACGAAUCAAAUACCGUUCAUACUUUUACCAUUUAGAUUUUUUUUAAGAAAUUUAGAACUUAAUCUUUCACGGAAUCUUUUUGGUCUUUUUCGGAGUAACGAACCAAUGAUCUCUAAAUGCGCAGGUAUCCUUCUGUUGAUCAACAGCAUGCGGCAGCUGUUCAAAUCGUAAAAUUAUUUCCACAACUUAGUAAUACGCGAGUCACACCAACUGCUCCUGAUGAGUCAUUUUUCUUUUGGCGCAACGGAGGCAAGGAAAAGGGUGCUCAUACUGGCAUGAUAUUUCAUCGCAUCCGGAAUGUCAUCAAACAGCUACCUGCAGAAAAACAUAAAUAUAAUCGAGGAACUAUGACUGUAGAAGAGCCCGUUUCAACUGAACUUGUAGAGCGGGCUCAAUUGCUCCGAGUAAUGCUUGCAUCGGCAUCAGUAGCAGAACAUAUUUGUGAUGAAAUGGACCGAUGCUUUCCAGUCCUCAAACUGUUAUUAAAAGAAAAGAAACCCGUUAAUGAUAUCUUGGAUAUGUUUCCACACCUGUGUUCAUAUGAAGGAUUGGUGAUUCGUCAAAUGUUUGAGAGAUUGUAUCCUAACAGAACAGAAGGUCUCAAAAUCGAGGAUGUCUUCUCUCAGUGUCUAUCUUAUUCACCGUCCAGAUUCUCUAGAGUAGAAGAUGAUCACAUUCGAGGAUGCUUGAGAAUAAUUUCUCAUAUGCCAAUUCGCGGACAAAAAAGAACGCUGGUAGGCUGUCCAACUGUAGGCGAAGAACAUUCGGCUUCAAUUUUAAUUCGUUGGAUUGGGGAGUGCUUAGAUACAUACGUGGCAUCCCCCGCAACUGAUUCCAAACUACACAUGGUGUGCGUAGCAAGCCCGAUGAAAAGAGGAAAUUAUGCCGUCAUUUGUGAGAAAAAAGUUAUAUUCGAGACUAACAAUUCUAUUCAUGCAGUGGAAAUUUUAUUCAAAUGCCACGCAGUUCUCGGAGUGGAGGUGCCACCUAAUUUUAGAAUGUUUUGGGACUUUCUGGCAUGUGCCAUAUAUAAUAUAAUUCCGCACAGUCAGAGGACAACUGUGAAUAGACUCGUCCAAACUUUUAUUGAAGUUUCCCGCGCACGUAUUGACAACAAAUAAAAGGACAACUUUUUUAUACAAUACUUACUAAAAACCAUAAAAUUUAAUAAACAGAAGUUUCUUUAAUUAUUAUUGUAAAAAUAUUCCAUAAGAAAAGAAAGACUGCAUUGUGUUGUAUCCAAAACAAAAUUUUGACGGCCAAUUUCUUCACUGGAUGUAAACCG
Molecule: messenger RNA, 1372 nt
Organism: Topomyia yanbarensis
Lineage: Eukaryota; Metazoa; Arthropoda; Insecta; Diptera; Culicidae
Exons: 5
Coding region: 204-1208 (334 amino acids)
Source: RefSeq, a predicted model, not a curated record